Messenger RNA from Trichoderma asperellum CBS 433.97, 1608 nucleotides. RefSeq lists its product as uncharacterized. Lineage: Eukaryota; Fungi; Ascomycota; Sordariomycetes; Hypocreales; Hypocreaceae. Gene Ontology annotation, molecular function: hydrolase activity, acting on carbon-nitrogen (but not peptide) bonds. The record is from RefSeq and is a predicted model, not a curated record.
AUUGACUUUAUUUUUCAAAUAACCAAAGAAAAUUUUUUAAACAUGGUUUCGUGGCCAGCGUUUUCACUGGAUAAUCUCAAGACCACUUCUGAGCAGGCUUACCAGGGACCACCACGAAAUGUAGACCCCAUCCAAGCGUACAAAGUCAAGCCCGAGCUUCUGCCACCAAACUACGAAAUUCAGGGUACGGACCCGGCCUCCAAAAUUCUCUUUGUAAAUGUAAAUAUUAUCGAGUCAAGCGGUCGCGAACCUUACAUAGGUUCCGUAUACAUCCAAGGUGAGCGUAUCGUACGCGUUGGAAACAUUCCCAACGAAAUUGAACUGAAGAGAGACCCGAGUGUUACUGUAUGCGAUGGAAAAGGUCGCACUAUCAUGUCUGGUCUCGGGGAUGCCCAUACACACAUGACUUGGAACGGUGGUGAUAUUAAUCAGCUUGGGAAAAUGAAUGCCGAGGAGCAUUUACUGCUGACAGAGCAAAAUGCGAAGUGCUACCUAGACUCUGGUUAUACUAUGUGCUUUGGUGCUGCGGCUGCAAAAGAUCACCUCGACAUAGCUGUUCGGGAUGCUAUCAACGCCGGAUCUAUCCCCGGGCCUCGUUCCCUUGCAAACGCGCGUGAGAUUGCCAAAACAGAUGGCGAACUGAGUCCCGAUAUCAGUUUCAUGGCAGACAAGGUUGAUGACUUCCGCCGCAUUGUCAAGUCUAUCGCAGAUCUUGGCGCUGAUAAUAUAAAGCUUAGUAUGUCCGGGGAGGCUAUCACUGAGAUUCGUUCGGCCGAAGACUGCUAUUACACAGAGGAGGAAACCAAGAUAGCUACCGAGGAGGCGCACAAGUUAGGUAAACGAGUCUGCACCCAUGCCAGAGCCCGGGAGUCUGUCAUCCAGUCCGCAAAAUACGACGUCGACGUUAUUUUCCACGCCUCAUAUACUUGUGACGAAGGCAUGAAGCUCCUCGAGGAGAAGAAGGACCAUAUUGUCGUCGCUCCUGCAAUUAACUGGCUCUGGGCGACUCUCUAUGAUGCUGAGCCCUUUGGAUAUAGCUUCAACGCUGCAGAGACCAUGGGCUAUAAGAGGGAGACUGAAAUCGCUAUUGCGGCAUUAAGGGAGAUGCAUCGCCGUGGAAUUAUCGUUCUGCCAGGAGGUGACUAUGGCUUCGCCUGGUGUCCGCAUGGUACAUAUGCGCGGGACCUCGUUCAUUUCCACAAGUUGCUGGACAUGACUAUACACGAAAGCAUCAUAGCGGCUACUGCGGGAGUGGGAGCUUUAAUGGGUCGCCCACAUGAGCUCGGCAAGAUUAGGCCCGGAUACUACGCUGAUUUGAUCCUGGUCGACGGAGAUCCUAUUCAGGAUAUUGAAAUCCUUCAAAAUCAUGAUAAGUUGAAUGUCAUCAUGAUCAAUGGGCGAAUCCAUAAGGCCGGGUCUGAUGAUUUCAUCAAGAACUAAAGAGUCAAGAAACAAAGUAAUAGCAAGCAAUAUUCAUGUUGUGAUGAACGGACCAAAUUCGAGUGUACCACUGGAUAAGUGAUUCAGUGGGGGACAUAAUAAUUAGCAAUUAAUUUUAGCAGAUGAAUCAACUCUAUAGGAUUAUUUUUUAAAUGAAAUCGCAGUUGC